Molecule: messenger RNA, 420 nt
Organism: Staurois parvus
Lineage: Eukaryota; Metazoa; Chordata; Amphibia; Anura; Ranidae
Source: the annotation of a GenBank genome assembly
CCUGUCAGUGUCCAUCAGUGCCAGUAGUCAGUGCUCAUCAGUGCCACGUGCCAGUGCCCAUCAGUGCCACAUCAAUGCCACCCAUCAGUGUCAGUCAGUGCCACCUAUCAAUGGCAAUCAGUGCCACCUAUCAGUGCCAGUCAGUGCCGUCUAUCAGUGCCAGUCAGUGCCGCCUAUCAGUGCCAGUCAGUGCCGCCUAUCAGUGCCAGUCAGUGCUGCCUAUCAGUGCCAGUCAGUGCUGCCUAUCAGUGCUAGUCAGUGCCGCCUAUCAGUGCCAUAUAUCAGUGCCAUAUAUCAGUGUCAUGUAACAGUGCUGCCUUUCAGUGCCCAUCAGUGAUGCCUGUCAAUGCCCAUCAGUGCAACCUACCACUGCCUCCUCAUCAGUGCCACCUAUCAGUGUCCAUCAGUGCAGCCUAUCAG